AUGGGCAACGCGCAGUCUCGUCGUCAGCGCGAUGCUGAGCAAGAGCCUCCCGGCGAUGACUCCUCCUCUUCUCAGACAGCUUCGUAUCCCAGGUCGGGGAGCGCGAACAACCGCUUGACGGCCUCAGAAGAUGCUGUUGCUGAAAAUCUCGUUCGCAAGCGACGUCGCCAUUCUUCCUCUGACGGCCUCGAGACCGAAUCGGCUCACCGGCUCUCCCGCAGACGGCGAGCGUCGCCUCUUCCAGACUCGGCGCCCGAACCCGAGGCACAACAACGUUCCGCAGAAGCGUCACAGACUGCGAUGGAUGUGGAUACAGUAGAAGCUCCAGUCAUAUCAUUCACUCGCUCGGCAACUACGGGAGCAACCGCACCCAUUGUCAAUCAAGCUCACCCUCCACCGUCGGAUCUACAGCAGAGAUUCGCAGUCGUGCAGUCGCGCGCCGAUGCUUCGCCUGGCGAUGAGGGUGGCGCCACCCCCCCUCCGCACCUGGAUGUUCUGCGCGACGAGAGGGAGCGUGCUCGACGACAAAUCCUCGAGGCUCUUGGUGCCGCAGCUUCAUCCGCGACAAGUGCUCAGCAAUCCAACGACGGCACCACGGCGACUACAACAUCGUCGACGCAAGCCGCUACCUCGGCCACGACUUCUUCAGCCAUCCCGUCUGAUGCUUGGGCGUCCGCUACCGUUGCCGCUUUGCUCGGGUCUGCGGCCGCAGCACCUGACGCAGACGCUCUUGCUCAUGCUCCCCAAGUAAACGCCGCCAGCUCGCGCGCCGCAGAACCGGUUAGCCCGAUUCCAGCUUCGAGUCCGGCGUUAUCGUCUACAUCACACUCUCACUCACAGCAGCCGCAAGCGCAACAGCAACAACAUCGUCCACAGCCCCCUCGAUCUCAAGCUGUCCGUGUUCCGCUGCAGGCAGCGAUGAUCAGUGGCACCUCGAUGGUAGUACAAGGAGCUCUCGUUGCUAGGAUUCUGAACGACCGCCCAGCUUCGUCAGCAUCGUCCUCAUCCGAGAGUGGCACUACUGGACAGGCAACCAGAAACGAAACAAGCACAACACCGCCGCCGCCUCCUCCCUCCGGUGAUGUAUCUACUGGAACAGAGAGCGACUCUGGCGUUCCCGGUGCUACGGUCGAGGGCGAUACGAUGCGUGGCGCUGUAACGCUAGAGGAGCAAGCCGUCAUGCUUAGUCGCAUUCUUGGCAUCGCAGCUGCAGCCACCGCUGCAUCCCUACUCAACGCUUCCGAGGCACAACACGUGGACCCGUCUCUACUCCAGACCAGCCUCCGCCGUCCUUUUGAGCGCAUGAACCAGGCACCAAACGAACGCAACGAGCGCUGGCUCGCCGACUGGCAACGCAACGGCUCCCACACUAGGCCACCCUCUAACAGCUCCAAUGCGGAGUCGACUCGAAGGCAAGCUAGCAAUCACCCUUUUGCUGGUAUGCCGCGACAUCGAGACGGGAUCACGAGACUCGCCCGUCAAAUGCAACAGUAUAUCGAUGGACAUGACAGUCCUGAGCCUUGGCAGAGCGUCGACACUGGCGAUAGGACAAACGAAGCGAGCACAGGCACGGAAAACAUUCCCGCUGCUGCCGCACCUACCGCUCCCACGGCGGAUGGGCCCACUGCUGGAUACGAGACAGCCAGGCAACAAGAGAUCAUCGCACGCCUUCUGCGUGCAGCAGAGCGCGACGCUGCUUCGCGGAGACUAACGCGAGUGCGAUCUGCGAAUCAUUCGACCUCUUCAACCGCAGCUACACCAAGUGACCGAGCGCGUUCUUCCAGCUUUGGCGCAGCUGGACCUCUCGCCGCCAGCACGCAGCCAGAUGCGCCGCGCCGCGGUCUAUCUUCGCUCAUUCGAUCCACCAUCGGAUCUUUUCUGCAUCCUAGCCGUCUGUUGUCCGGCCGCAGCUCGCAUUCGACAGAGAGGCCAUCGUCGGACUCGCAUCAGGAUGGUUGGACCAGUGCAUCCGCGGGCCGUGGCGACCCGGGCCCCACAGCUGCGCCGCCGUCCGACUUCUCUCUGGGUCCCAACGAUGUCGCUGGCCCGCUUCGACAGGUGCGAAACGGGAUCCUGCCCGACGGCGUGCCUGGCAGCUUCGGCAGCUUCCUCAACCAUUUGGUGAACGAUCUCAUGGAGGCGGUGCAGCUUAUGCGGCCCUCGAACGAAGCAUCGAACGAACGGGCCGAGGUGCAAACACCGCAGACGACCGACUACUUUGAACACGCCGCACGCAGCCAAGCCACCUCGGGCGCAGAGGUGCUGGACGGAGAGACCUCUGCUUCUGAUCCACAAGCUCAACCAGCGCAGGCUAGUGAUUCGCAGGCUGGCCCUGGCGAAGAGGAUCUUGAGACACAGGCUAGGCGACAACGCGAUUUCCAGAACGGUAAUCUCUCGUUUUUCCGACUGUUUCGCUUCGAUCCUGUGUCGCCUUCGCAGCUGGUGCCAUGCAUUGUGGUGGGAGUGCGCAGUCUCAGCGUCAUGGAGCGGUUCGGCGAGGAGAUGAACCCGGCUCCAGGGCCUGGACGAGAAUUCAACGGUUCGCGCCAGCAGACUUCGCGACCAACAACGCUUGAAUCUGCUCGAUCUUCAGCCACACCACAACGUCAGCGUGCCCAUUCAGUGGGCGCACAGGCGUCGACACCCUCGCAAAGCCAAUCAACAGAUGCGAGUGGGGAGGACCUGCCCGCAUCGCGAUUUAUGCUGUUUGUCUCUGGAGGUCGCUAUCCGCCGAACCAUCCGCUGCUCACGUCGAACCCUACGACGGCCGGUCGCGAUCUGAUGACCCUAAUGGAUCUGUUGAGCACAAUGCAGGCCAUGCAGCACAAACCGAGCACCGUGACGCAAGCUGAAAUUGACGCCAGCGAUCUGGUCAAGAUCAAAGGAUUCGAGGUGGCCGCCAAGGUGCAAGACGGAAAGAUCACGGAAAAUAUGGCAGAGCGCUGCCUGGUCUGCCUUGAGGACUGGCAGGACGACGACGACUGCCGUGUGCUUGCUUGUCGACACGCCUUCCACACUACGUGCGUAGAUCGAUGGAUGACCUCGUCGUCUAACACUUGCCCCAUGUGUCGACGCCAAGGUGUUAGCAAAGACGGCCACCAGGCCGGUGCAGAAACGGCCGACUCUCGACGAGCAGCACAGACCUGA
Sporisorium graminicola is the source of this 3147-nucleotide messenger RNA. RefSeq lists its product as uncharacterized. The transcript has a single exon. The record is from RefSeq and is a predicted model, not a curated record. NCBI's taxonomy places the organism in Eukaryota, Fungi, Basidiomycota, Ustilaginomycetes, Ustilaginales, Ustilaginaceae. The coding region runs from base 1 to 3147 and encodes 1048 amino acids.